Messenger RNA from Symbiodinium necroappetens, 382 nucleotides. Lineage: Eukaryota; Dinophyceae; Suessiales; Symbiodiniaceae. The record is from the annotation of a GenBank genome assembly.
GUCCUAUGGGGAAGCCCUGGCACAAGUGGGCGGGCUUGAGAAGUUAGAAACCUUUCGCGAGCUGGGUAAUUCCCUGAUGGAAAAAUACGGGGUCUCUCGAGAGAUGGCGGAAGUUCUUCCAACCAACCGGCACUCUCGCAGCACGAAGCUGAACUACCAGAAGUAUGUGAACGACCUGGGCGAGUUGCUCAUACGCUGCAUUGAGCAAAAGGUGCGUGAGAUCGCGUCGCAGACGAAGGGAAAGAACUGCGAGCCACCAAUAAAGUCAAGGUAUCGGUUAACGGACAUUGUCCGGGACACCAUCAUCUAUGAAAGCAUGGACGACAUGUACGAGGGACUGAAGUUCAUGGACGCUGCUUGCGAGGCUCGCAAACAAGACUGA